UAGAGUGACUCUGACACUCCAUAUGGUCACCCUCGACAACAACGACGACCUAUUAGUCAAAGUAAACUCUGAUUGACUGGUAAUAAUCCAAUCCACCCCGCCAGAGUCUAGGGACGAUGACUAGCUCGUCGUCCUCUUGCUCGCCGUCGUCGUCGGCCGUGACGAUCCCAAUCCCGGGCAAAUCCAUCCUCAAACGACCGCCACCCACCCAGACAGGCAUCCUCAACCGUAUCAGAGGAUUUUUGCCUACCCAACCGUCAACGUCGACGUCGGACGACCUCAAACCACUCAAACGAGCUCACUUCAUCCUCCCACAGCUCGCUAUCGUCUACCCGUUCUCAUCUGUUAACCCACCUUCGACCCCAACACUCAAGGAAGAGAAGAAAGCUAUUGAGGAACGCGAAGCUGAGCGCAGGAAACGUGUUCUGAGAGGAAACUCCUUAGGACCUAACGACACGGAAGAGUGGUGGUCUUUAGACAAGGUCGAGAGCUUUUACAGGGAGUGCUGUGAAUCCAGAGAAGAGCACUCUGAUCCAGCCAUCUCAGCUGCAUUCAAGCGUGCCUCCCCGGGGAAUCCUCGUUCGGUCGAUCUAUCAGGUGUUCAGCUGACUCUGACAAGCGCUGCCAUCCUUUCAGAUGUGUUCAGUAUAGAAUGGGGUCUCAGAAAGUUGACUUUGAGGGAAUGUGAUCUUGAUGAGGCUAAACUGAAACUUGUGCUGCACGCACUACUUAUACCAGGAACAUUGGUUUACUUAUCGGUCGCAUCCAACCGAGGGCUCAAGACACCAGCGUUCAAAGUCAUCGGAGCUUAUGCUUCCAAGGCGAAAAGCUUACAAUUCCUGGACUUAUCACAGACAAACCUGGACAAGAAAGCAGUGGAAUAUAUCACCGCUGGCUUAUCCAUAGCUCCCCAACCAGGCCUGGUUUCUUUGCGCCUCGAUGACUGCUCUCUCCGCCCAAACGCCCUUGAGGCAUUAUCCCGCGUCGUGCGCACUUCAUCCCUCCGCAAUAUCUCCCUGCGCCAUAACCGGAUCUCAGCGACAGGUGCCGUCGCACUCGCACUGAUGAUACGUGACUACCCCGACGUCGCACCGGCGCCCUCUCCUCUUACAUCACCAUCACCAUCCACCUCGUCUUUAGUCCUCCCGUCCGCGGCGCUGUCCCUGCUCUCACCACCGACAUCGCCCCUACCCGGAACUGCGCCAUUACCCCCACCAUCCCGGUCCGGCCCUGUACUCCCUCCCCCUCGUCAUCCAGGGUCCGCAAACCUCCAAACAACAUACACGCCUUACAUUCCCCGCUCGAAACGUGCUGCCCCGCAGGCUCAGGCACAUUCUGCUGCAGAUCCCCGUGUGAAUGCUGUCCCAUUGAUCACAAGCAGUGCUGGGGGUGGGGUCACGACGCGUACGGAACCGCUUGCGAAUGGACAUGGACACGGACACGGGCCCGGCGGUAGUGGUACGCCUGGAAAACUCGACGAUGGAUUGUCUGCAGCAUUGUUGGAUAAGGUACGUGCGUUGGAUGCGUUGCCUCGGUUAGGUGCGUUGAGGACGCUGGAUUUGCGUGGUAAUGAUUUGCGGAACGGAGUGACAUACCUUGCUCAAGUCCUCAAGCGGAACCGCACGCUCAAGGUGCUCAAUCUUGCCGAGAAUAAGCUUGACAUACAAUGUUUGGUGGUUAUCGCAGAAGCACUGAAAUACAACCAAUGUCUGGAGACCCUGGAUCUGAGUCGAAAUCCCUGCGGUGGCCCAGGACUUGAAGGUGUAGGUUCAUCUGCGUUUCUAUACUGUCCCACUGUACUCCAUUCCACCCAGAUCCAAUCCUUGCGCACUGCGUUCACACUCAAUACCGCACUCAAACGUCUCUUCCUCUCCUCGACACAACUCACCUCGUCAGGUGCCAUUGCAUUGGCUGAGUUCCUUCCUGAGUCACGGUCGCUGUUACAUCUCGACUUGACAGACAACAAGCUGGAUCUUGCUGGUGUUAUGGCGCUCAGUCGAGGUGUUCAAGGGAAUUGGGUAAUCCGAUGCCUCGAUUUGAAUAUACCACCAGACGACGAAGAGUUUGCGCGCAUGUGUCGCGAGAUCUUGAAUACCUGUAUACGCAACACGGAGGAAGCUGAGAAAGCCUCAAAAGCAGCGGCCGCACAAGCGAGCGGAAAAGACGCCGGGAAGGGCGUCUGGGGACUCAUUGAGGAAAGCGAGCUUGCUCGCUCUAUAAGGCGAGACGACGCAAAGGGCGAAGCGAGUGUUGCUACGAGAGCGGAGGCAUUUUUGGCCCAGAUUGAGAAGGCAAGGCCGGGGGUGGGCGCGAUGAAGGUGGGCGCCACAGCGUGGUUAGAUGCUACUACUUCGCCUCCACCGCUGUCGCCGUCCUCACCGGAUUGGCCUUCUCCUUCGUCAACAUCACCAGCCAACGUAUCGCUGCAAGAGCUUGAACGGAAAGCACGAGAGCUUGUUAAAGAUCUUACUGUUCAGAUUCAAUCCACGGCAGACGCGAGCAAGCUGGAGCCUCUGUUAUCAUUAUGCGACAGACUAAACGCUGUGGUAUCUAAUUUACCUACCCCCAGGCCAACACUUGGUCUCAAGACCCAAGGUCUCGAUGUCGCAGAAGUAGCGAGCGAACAUGUCUUGCACGCUAGUCCCGCACCGAUGUCGGAUGAUGAGCCCGAUGAGCCUCCGACGCCUCGUAUCGACAAGGGGAAGGGGAGGGCAGAGCCCGAACCCGAGGAACACGAGAAAGUCCUCAGUCCGAGUUUUUUGAUCAGUGAAUCCGAGGACGAGGAAAGUGUCGAGGGUACAGAGGCUAUCGCGGUGUCGCCUACAGAUCGAUCUAAGAGUUGGGUCGAGGAAGAAGGCGAGAUAUUUAGAAAAGGAGCUGUUCUGUUGGGACCUGAGGAGAUGGAAGGUGAAUAUGCUGGCGAUGAACUUAGGCGAGAGCUUCUUGAAGCCAUGGUGGAACGCCCUCCGCCUCGCAGUAUCGUUGACGACUUUGGAAUGGACCUCAGCCUCUCUCCUUUAGUCACUGAAGAGCCUCUACGCUCGCCUAUUGCAGAAGAACCUCAACCACAAAAACUGCCUCCACGUCCAUACUUAUCGCGCAACCGAUCGACGUCGUCGAAUAGUAAUCCUACACUGACUUCACCUACGUCUGAGACAAAUAUCCGUACGCCGACGUCGCCGGCAGGACCGUUGUCACCGGGAGGGAGGGGAUCGAGUGUGGUGAGGAUUGAAGGGUUGGAACAUCAAGUGAGGGGUGCUGGAUGAUGAGGCCGACCGGUGAACGAAGGAUUUGGAGGACGGUGAUGCGUCUAUGCACUGUGAGCCCCUAUUCCAACCCAUCACUUGGUUGAAUCUGUUGCUUUCGGUUGCCGAGAUCUCGGGUAUGGUAAGGAAUCUAGGAACAGGAGGAAUUGUUUUAACACUACACGAUCAUUACUUGAGCUGCCUG
Pisolithus orientalis is the source of this 3450-nucleotide messenger RNA. RefSeq lists its product as uncharacterized. Lineage: Eukaryota; Fungi; Basidiomycota; Agaricomycetes; Boletales; Pisolithaceae. Bases 117 to 3266 code for a protein of 1049 amino acids. The transcript is spliced from 11 exons. The record is from RefSeq and is a predicted model, not a curated record. Gene Ontology annotation, molecular function: protein binding.